Molecule: messenger RNA, 925 nt
Organism: Manihot esculenta (cassava)
Lineage: Eukaryota; Viridiplantae; Streptophyta; Magnoliopsida; Malpighiales; Euphorbiaceae
Product: 17.3 kDa class I heat shock protein
Exons: 1
Coding region: 326-799 (157 amino acids)
Biological process (GO): protein complex oligomerization; response to heat; protein folding
Source: RefSeq, a predicted model, not a curated record
UUUAUACUAUGUUUUGGACCCUUGAAAACUGCAGUUCAGACCCAUUCCAUAACCAAGUCCAGACUCACUAAAAACCUUCCAGAUUUUACGAGAACAAAGCCCAACUCCAGAUCUUCAGUCUGAAGCUUUCUGGAAGGUUCGGGAAUUUAUCAGCGUUUCUUAAUCAAAGCCGAAUAAAGAUCACGCCAGAAAUCUCCAGAACUCUCUUCUGCUUCCUAUAAGUAAGGCCCUUCUCCUCCCAUCCACCAGAGAAGGCAAGCGAUUCGCGGCACACAAUCAAACCCAAGCAAUAUCUAUUGCUAAACCCAUUUCCAACAAAUACAAAAUGGCAUUGGUUCCAAGUUUCUUCGGUAACACACGAAGCAGCAUCUUUGAUCCUUUCAACUCUUUCGAGCUGUGGGAUCCAUUCAAAGACUUCCAAUUUCCUUCUUCCUCUUCAAUCAUCUCUGGUGAGAAUUCUGCUUUUGUUAACGCUCGCAUAGACUGGAAAGAGACUCCAGAAGCUCAUGUGUUCAAGGCUGAUCUUCCGGGGCUUAAAAAGGAGGAAGUGAAAGUGGAGAUUGAAGAUGACAGAGUGCUUCAAAUCAGCGGAGAGAGGAAUGUGGAGAAGGAAGACAAGAAUGAUACUUGGCAUCGUGUGGAGCGCAGCAGCGGCAAAUUCUUGAGGAGGUUCAGACUGCCUGAGAAUGCCAAGAUGGAUCAAGUUAAGGCUUCCAUGGAGAAUGGGGUUCUCACAGUGACUGUUCCUAAGGAGGAGGUGAAGAGACCUGAUGUCAAGGCAAUUGAAAUCUCUGGUUGAUUAAUUUCUUUCUUCUGAAUGGAAUGGAUGUAACUACAAUGGAUGAUACAAUGUAUGCUGGUUUAAUGAUCUAAUAAUACUACUGCAUACUUCAUAAUUGUUCAAUAUAUUUUAUUUUCUGCAAAA